Lichtheimia ornata is the source of this 1068-nucleotide messenger RNA. RefSeq lists its product as uncharacterized. Gene Ontology annotation, biological process: regulation of transcription by RNA polymerase II. Gene Ontology annotation, molecular function: RNA polymerase II cis-regulatory region sequence-specific DNA binding; DNA-binding transcription factor activity, RNA polymerase II-specific; protein dimerization activity. The coding region runs from base 1 to 1068 and encodes 355 amino acids. NCBI's taxonomy places the organism in Eukaryota, Fungi, Mucoromycota, Mucoromycetes, Mucorales, Lichtheimiaceae. The record is from RefSeq and is a predicted model, not a curated record. The transcript has 4 exons. Gene Ontology annotation, cellular component: nucleus.
AUGAGUGAAAUCGUCCUUUCCAACACCUCGAACCAAUACCUUGCUGAUUAUCCCACCGGGUCAAUGAUGUCGAAUUUCAAUGCAAACAUGGGUUCGCCUUCAGCAGCAUCAUCGUCUUCACCACCACCUGUUACAUUUGAUGGCACUCAGCAGCAUCAGCAGCCGCCUUACGCCUAUCAAGACUAUGCCUUUCAACAAAUGUAUCAGGCGAUGCCAAUGGCGUAUCCCACCAUAUCGUCACGCAUGGGUUACUAUGGCGACAAGCAGCAACAGCAACAUCCUGGUAGCCCCGAUUCUGUUUCAUCGACCUCAUCGCCUCAAACACCACCCACUGCAGCUGGUACCAACCAUGAGCAUUCGGCACAACUUGUGUUGACAACCCAAGCUUUGGAUCAACAACAAAACAACGCCACUGCUGCUGCCGCUGCUGCUGCUGUGGCUGUUGCCACCCCACAUCCACAGCUUAUCACCCCACUUGUUCCAUCAUCCACUUUCACGAAUUCGACCACUGAGCGCGUUAAAGAGACCAUUGCUCGUGCUAAUGCGGUGCCCAUGGAAUUCUAUCAUACCGAAUUCCUUGAAUACUCAAAGGAGACGUAUGAAAGAAAGAUGGAUGCUAAGCGUAACAAGCGUAAGCGAUCAUCGCCUUCCUCCGAUGAGAGUGCAGCCAAAAAGAAAAAGGCCAACACCACCACCGAUACGGAAAAAGACGACUUGGAUGAUGAGCCACAGCUUGAUGAUGAUGAGAUUGACAAGGAAGCUGAAGAGCGUGGCAUGACCACUGCUGAGCUUCGACGACAAAUCCAUAUUCAAUCCGAGCAAAAGCGACGUGCCCAAAUCAAAGAUGGUUUCGAUGAACUACGAAAGCAUUUGCCUGGAUGCACUAACAAGAAGAUGAGCAAGGCUGCAUUGCUUACACGCACUGUGCAACAAAUCCAACAUCUGAAGAACAUGCAAACUGAGCUCUUGUCAGAGGUGGAAAGAUUGGUGCAGGAGAAUGAAACGUUGAAAAAGUUCCAACAUGGCGUGCUCCAGAGGCAAGCCAUGGAAAAGAUGUACACUUUUUAA